This is a messenger RNA of Periophthalmus magnuspinnatus, 2856 nucleotides long. RefSeq names its product guanylate cyclase 1 soluble subunit beta 1 (gene gucy1b1). Gene Ontology annotation, biological process: cGMP biosynthetic process; response to oxygen levels. The record is from RefSeq and is a predicted model, not a curated record. Gene Ontology annotation, molecular function: heme binding; guanylate cyclase activity. Gene Ontology annotation, cellular component: guanylate cyclase complex, soluble. The transcript is spliced from 13 exons. Bases 119 to 1975 code for a protein of 618 amino acids. Lineage: Eukaryota; Metazoa; Chordata; Actinopteri; Gobiiformes; Gobiidae.
GUCGUCGGGCGCUGCACGCACAGGCUCAAGCAUCAGUGCAAACGGUGCAAACGAUGAAGGUUAUGUUGCAUACAUCGGAUUUAGCUUAAAAUAAGGUAAAGAAGAUCCAGCGGCCGCCAUGUAUGGUUUCGUGAAUCACGCCUUGGAGCUCCUUGUUUUGAGGAAUUAUGGCCCUGAAGUUUGGGAAGACAUCAAACGUGAGGCCCAGCUUGAUAUUGAGGGCCAGUUCCUCGUUAGAAUAAUUUAUGAUGAUGCCAAAACCUAUGACCUUGUGGCGGCUGCAAGUAAAGUUUUAAAGGUUGAUGCAGGAGACAUUUUGCAACUGUUUGGCAAAAUGUUUUUUGAGUUUUGCCAAGAAUCAGGCUACGACACUAUCCUGCGAGUGUUAGGCUCCAAUGUCCGUGAAUUCCUGCAGAACCUGGAUGCUCUACAUGACCACCUCGGUACCAUUUAUCCUGGAAUGAGGGCUCCUUCAUUCCGUUGCACUGAUGCGGAGAAAGGGAACAACCUGAUUCUUCACUAUUACUCAGAGAGAGAAGGCCUGCAGGACAUAGUGAUUGGCAUCAUCAAAACUGUGGCUCAACAGAUCCAUGGCACAGAGAUAGAGAUGAAGAUGAUCCAGCCUAAAAAUGAAGAGUGUGACCACAUUAAGUUUCUGAUAGAGGAGAAGGACUCAGAGGAGGAGGCGUUCUAUGAGGAUCUGGAUGGCUUUGAGGAGAAUGGUACACAGGAGACUCGCAUCAGCCCCUACACCUUCUGCAAGGCCUUCCCUUUCCACCUCAUGUUCGACAAGGACCUGAUGCUCACUCAGUGUGGGAACGCAAUAUACCGUGUUCUGCCUCAGCUUCAGCCUGGGAGCUGUAUCCUUCCCUCUGUGUUUUCUUUGGUCCGGCCACACAUUGACUUCAGUUAUCAUGGCAUCCUUUCCCACAUCAACACUGUCUUCGUCCUUAGAAGCAAGGAGGGCCUUCUGAAUGUGGAGACGAUGGAGAAUGAGGACGAGCUGACUGGCGUUGAGAUCAGCUGUCUGCGAUUGAAAGGACAAAUGAUUUACUUGCCUGAGGCUGAGAACAUCCUUUUUCUUUGCUCUCCCAGUGUUAUGAACCUGGAUGAUCUGACGCGGAGGGGGCUUUACCUGAGUGACAUCCCCCUCCAUGAUGCCACGCGUGACCUGGUACUGUUAGGGGAACAGUUUCGUGAGGAAUACAAACUGACCCAAGAGCUGGAGAUCCUGACUGACCGACUGCAGCACACUCUGAGAGCUCUGGAGGAUGAGAAGAAGAAAACUGACAGGUUGCUCUACUCUGUGUUGCCACCAUCUGUUGCCAAUGAGCUGCGUCACAAAAGACCCGUCCCAGCCAAGCGUUACGACAACGUUACCAUCCUCUUCAGCGGCAUUGUGGGCUUUAAUACCUUCUGCAGCAAGCAUGCCUCUGCUGAAGGAGCCAUCAAGAUUGUCAACCUGCUGAAUGACGUUUACACACGUUUUGACAUCUUGACUGACUCCAGGAAGAACCCCUAUGUGUACAAGGUGGAGACAGUGGGUGAUAAAUACAUGACAGUGAGUGGCCUGCCAGAGCCGUGCACACACCACGCCAAGUCUAUCUGCCACCUCGCACUGGAUAUGAUGGAGAUCGCCGAACAGGUCAAAGUGGAUGAUGAGCCAGUUCAGAUUACUAUCGGUAUUCACACAGGAGAAGUUGUAACUGGAGUGAUUGGCCAAAGGAUGCCUCGUUACUGCCUUUUCGGAAACACUGUCAAUCUCACAAGUCGCACAGAAACGACCGGGGAAAAGGGAAAAAUAAAUGUCUCGGAGUAUACUUACCGGUGUUUGCAGUCUGCGGAAAAUGCCGACCCCCAAUUUCUCCUAGAGUAUCGAGGUCCCGUCACCAUGAAAGGAAAGAGUGAACCCAUGAAGGUGUGGUUUCUGUCUAGGAAGUCCACAGACACAGAGUCCACCACUCCUAAAGCUUAAUUCACUGUCCGGGAUGUCCAAAGCAUCUUAAAAUAUAACUCAUGUUUUUAACAAUUUUGGAUUUGUGAGAUUAGUCUUGUAAAAGUGUUUUAUUCUAUUUGAUAUACUUAUUUAAACAAAUCCAUUACUGCUUUUUGGUUCUGUUAGAUGAGACACCUACAUCUAAAUUGUGCUUUGAAAAAAUAGAGGUUUAAUUAUAAUGUUGACUGAAAAAAGAAACAUUAGUUAUAUUACUGUUUUGUUCACUAAUUUGAUUCCUAGUAAAAACAACACAAAAAUGCAAUAUGCUUACAGACUGUACAGUGAUGUGUUAGGUAUACUUAAUAUUUUAGAGAGAUGUUAUUAAAGAACAAAAUAAUGCUUUAAUUACAGUAAUAUAAUGUCUAAAUAUAUGAUUUGUUUGUAUGCCAUGUCUUGCAGCAAAUUAUAAUGUUUGUAAGAGAUAAAUAUUUUGCAUAGCAUUAUGUAGCUGUUGUAUCAGAUAUCCUUUUUGUUUGUUAUUUAGACACGAAACACUUUAACCAUUAACAAUCACACUUUCUAAUGUUAUUUGAGUCCAGCCGUAGGCUAUAUUUAAUUGUAUUUAAUACCACUUACUCAGUACCACUUACACACAUUCAUGCACACUACCUUGUCUCCUGUGGCAAUAUUUAAAAUCCUACUGUCUAAUCUUACAAUGUUUUGAAUAUAUUUAUUGUAGACAUACUACAUGGUAUUUAUUUUGCACAAAUUAUACUAAAAUUAUACUGUACUACUUUUGUUUGUUCACAGAAUAUUGUUGUGUAACAUUUGUUUCACUUAACAUAUGACCAUAUUUUUGUUUACUCUCCUGUGUUAAUGUUUUGCUUUAAAUUAUAAUAAAUCUUAGUUAUUUGUGAAUG